Messenger RNA from Amoebophrya sp. A25, 1124 nucleotides. The record is from the annotation of a GenBank genome assembly. NCBI's taxonomy places the organism in Eukaryota, Dinophyceae, Syndiniales, Amoebophryaceae.
GCCCAAUGCAAAAUUUUCAAAAAUUGAAAUGUUGAAAUUUGAAAAUUUUUGAUUUUAUUCAAAAUUAAAUUAUUUUAAGAUCAAGAUCAGCCCAAUUGUACGCAAAACCAAAAGUAGCAAAAUCACCGACCAACACAAGUUCAAAAAUUGAAAAUUUUUGAUUUUAUUUGAAAAUAUAUCAACUUGAAUCUAGACGUACCGAAUUGAAACGACAAGAAGAGAUUAUACGAAUUUGUCGAUCGAGAUGGAAGGCUUUUCGGUUCUCAAGGGUUUGGAGGAUUGUUGGAGGAGAUCACAUGACCAAUCUUCAUGGCAAUCAAAAACGAUACUAUUUAGAUUUUAACUUCGAAUAAGUAGAUUUUCAUUGAACAUCACAUUCUUUUAGCAUUUUAUUGUUUAUUACAUUGCAAGGAAACAUCUGAAUUUGCAAAUACUGUCACUUAUAUCUUGCUUCUUUUUUUUUCCUGUACCAAGAAGAAGAAUGGUUCAUUGUAUUGUCGAUUAAUGUUGGUUAUCAUCACAAUCUAAAAUCGGUUGUGAUGUUUGACACCACUGUAGUUAAGGGACAAACGUUGUUGUCCUCCUACGUUGAGGUUGUAAAUAAGAAUGUUAUGGUCUUAAAAACCACCAUUGUGUAAAAUUUAGAAUAUACCAGGAGCUGCAUGCUGUCAUGAAAAAUAUGAGUAGCACGGCUCCUGGUAGUAGAAAAAGAAAAUUUGCACCAGCAUGUCGACUAAUUAAAAAGCUUUAUUAUGAAGUAUCCUCGUCCUCGUCGGGGGCACGAUGAACAUACUACAGUAUUCAUCUGAGACCACCUGCUCUCAUCUUCUGGGACAUCUCAUCAGUAGGUCGUCAGUGCAUACGACUAGCAUAUCAUGUGUACAUCAUAAUUAUGCCCAGGGUGCUUCAGGAAUCUACUCAGACCAUCUCAGGAGGUGGAUUUGAAUCAUGAAGAUGAAGCAACGUGAUGGCUACGACCGUCAGCUGACAAACUUCGAAGAAGAGAAAAACUACAGUAUCAUAAUCAUGAUCAUGAGGUCGUGACAGGGAAUUAUCUUCUUCUUUAUAUCGAUGGAUUCACAUUCAUAAUAUUUCUAUACCAGUGAAAGGAACGGAAUUUGCUA